This is a messenger RNA of Camelina sativa (false flax), 1095 nucleotides long. RefSeq lists its product as uncharacterized. The record is from RefSeq and is a predicted model, not a curated record. NCBI's taxonomy places the organism in Eukaryota, Viridiplantae, Streptophyta, Magnoliopsida, Brassicales, Brassicaceae.
CAAAAAUAGACGGACGAUCUUGCUGGAGAAGCAUUACCAAUUUCAUCUUUCUUCGAUCGUCAUCUUCGUCUCUACUUCUAGAAAUCGUAGGAACCCUAAUCUCCUGAGAUAUUCUUACUGUUCAUUAGUAGCAGAGACGAAGAAUUAGAUUACGGUAUUGAAGAGCGAAGUAGAAAUCGAAAGACGAUGGCAGGGAGAGAAGUUCGAGAAUACACAAAUCUGUCUGACCCUAAAGAUAAGAAAUUAGGGAAGGGUAAGAUUGAUGAUGAAGACGUCACAUUCCAACGGAUGGUUGCAAAGGGAUAACGGCCCCGCCACAUUUUUCUGGUUGUUGCAUUCAGAUGCAAGAGGUUGCUGGUGAACGUGGAGGAUAUCUUCAUGGACGAGGCGCUUUAGACAGCGACGAUUUACUUUAUCUGAAAGAACAGAUGGAAGCAGAGGAGGAUGCUGAACGCCUUCUGAAACGAACUGAGAAACGGGCUUUUGCUGCCUUUAAAAAAGCUGCAACGCAAGCUGAUUCAUCUCCAGCAUCUGUUCCCUUGCCCCUUCGUGUUGAGCCCAAACCAAAGAGUGGUAUCAGGCAGCAAGAUUUGCUGAAAAAAGUUCUUGAGGUUAAACCUAAACGUCCAAGAGUCUCGACAGCGUCAAGCCCAAGCUUAUCUCCCCCUGUAAGAAGUAAUAAAGGUCCAACGGUUCAGGGAGAUAAGCAGAAAGAAGAAGCCAAGACAGUGUUGAAGAAACCGGACAGACCAGAGGAGCAACCUGGCACAAACAGAAAUGACGGUAAAGCAACCGAAAGCAAUGGGCAAGGUCAAAAUGCUUUGAAAGGCUUGUUGGGGUUAGCGUAUGAGAGUUCAGAUGAAGAAGACUGAGGACUGAUGAGCACUGAAUAGGGUUCUAUCUUCUUUUAGUCUUCUCAUGUUUUGUUUUUAUCGUCUCCAAGUUGUUGGUAUCGUCUCAAAUCUUACAAGAGUUUAGCUUUAGGAUUCAAUACAGCUUUUGCCAUCUAGCCCUGCACUUGUUGUAAUUGUGAAAACCAAACGGGUUUGUUGGAGUUUGAAGAAGAGAAUCUAAUGAAGAUAAUUUCUAAAAGCA